AUGGCUGGCUGGCCGUGGGUACAAUCAUUUUGGCCUCUACAUCCACGAUGUCGUCUGUCGUGGAAACAAGAAGAGAUCCAUGGAGCGUACCUCAGCGUUCUGUUCGAGAACAUGGCAGAUCCAAUCAUCACGGGGCGCGACGAGCUUGGUUACGCCAAGAUAUUUGCAACCUUGGACGAUACUCGGGACUCGAGCAGUUUGAAUCUGGAGAUGGGUUGGGAAGGCUCCCAAUGGGGACACCUGGCGAUCCGGGGCCUCCAGAAAAUCUCGGAAGACACAGAUGAGUACUUGAUCAAGCCGUUGCUUCAUCUCAAAUAUUUUCCGCGGACUGGCGAUGUCGGUGCUGCAGAUGUCGAGUCCCCCACAGUCACUCCAGGCAGAUCGGUAUGUCUCCAGGAGGUCUAUGAGGCAGAACCGACCAAUGUAGAGCUCAGCUUCAAGUCGCUGGGCUGGAACUCUUUGCCCACUCUUCAUCAUAUCGUGGACAAGCUAGCCGGCAUUCAAAUCCUGGAGAUUGAGAAAGCCCGUUUCGAAAUUCAAAAGGGAGGUCAUGAUGUUGGCACUCAACGCUCCAUCUUGGUCGAAGACAAAAAGGCUUGA
Molecule: messenger RNA, 600 nt
Organism: Exophiala bonariae
Lineage: Eukaryota; Fungi; Ascomycota; Eurotiomycetes; Chaetothyriales; Herpotrichiellaceae
Exons: 1
Coding region: 1-600 (199 amino acids)
Molecular function (GO): lyase activity
Source: RefSeq, a predicted model, not a curated record